AUGGUAGCUGCCAAGGCUACCUAUUUUGAGGCACAUGAAGCAAAGAAGCUCAUGAUCAAGGAGGCCAAAUUGGAAGCUUAUGAGUGGUUGGAUGCAAUUCCGAAAAACAAAUGGUGUAAGUAUGCUUUCCCUUUCUUCUUAAAGUGUGAUGUGUUAAUGAACAAUUUGAUUGAGUCUUUUAAUGCAACAAUCUUACUUCAAAGGGACAAGCUAGUAAUUACUAUGCUUGAGUGGAUUAGGAAUUAUAUAAUGGGAAGGUUUGCAACCCUUAGAGAAAAGGUAGAUGGAUACAAUGGUCAAAUAAUGUCUAAACCAUUAAAAAGUCUAGAUAGAGAGAUUGAGAAGAGUGAAAGUUGGACAACAGCAUAUGCUGGUAGGUUUUCAUUUCAGGUUACCAAUGUACUUUUUACCGAUAGCUUUGUACUGGACCUAGAAAAACAUACAUGUAGUUGCAACUUUUGGGAGCUAGUUGCCAUACCAUGUAGACAUGCAGUGGCAGCCAUUCAUAGGAAGGUGGAUGACUCAGUGAGCUAUGUAAACAAAUGUUAUCAUAAGAGUACAUAUGAAACAUGCUACAAUGAAAUCAUCACCCUUUUGAAUGGACAAAAUAAAUGGCCCAGAACCUCUCAAACUGAUAUGUUUCCACCACUGUACAAACAUGGUGCAGGGAGGCCCAAAAGGUUACGUAGGAGAGAACCUGAUGAAGUUAAUCAGAAUAAAUUGCAGAGAACUAAUACUAGUCAUAAGUGCAAGGUUUGUUUUGAACUAGGUCACAACAAAAGGACUUGCAUGAAAAAUGGGCAAAUUGUUGCUAUAGGUGUGCCAACAAACAAUGUUCCAAGUGAAGAAGUUCCAACAAACAAUGUGCCUACUGAAGAUGUGCCAACACAGGCCAGUCAAACAGCCCAAGCAACUAAAGAUAAGCAUAUGCCUAAAGCCAAAGCUUCAAAGAAUGUCAAAUCUAGGAAAACUGAUGGAGCUGUGAUGGAGCUGGAACAAGUGGGACAUCACAACCAUCACAGUCUUCACCUGUUGAUAAAAGUGCAAACCAAGGCCAAAAAAAGUAAAAGUGAUGUUCAAGUGGCAAAAAGGCAAAGUGACAGACUCAGGAGCCUUAAGACAAAGGUUGUUGCAGGUCCAGGAAAAAAACCAGAUGACCCAUUGGUUAUCACUGAGGAGGAUGAAGCCACAGAAGAUUCAACUAGUGGUGUCAUCAAGAAAAAGAAAUGGGGUGACAUCUAUAAAGGCUUAACUCAUAAUUAUCUUUUGAUACAAAUAAUAUAUAUAAUGUCAUCUUUAAGAAUUUCUAAAAAUGUUCUUGCAAUCUUGUCGUUUGUUUGGAUUUCCAACAUUUUCACCCAUGCACAAGUUCUAUUUCCCUUGGAGAACAAAUUUGAACUUAGCUACUCACUUUCUUCCCAGAAUGGAGAACGGACUACAACUAAUACAUAUCAUGCUAUAUUGAAAUUCAUAAAUUCAUCGAGUUUUCCGGGUCGAGGAUCAUUUCCAACUGGCUUUUUGUUUGGUGCUGGAUCUUCUGCCCUUCAGAUUGAAGGAGCUUCUAAUGAAGGAGGAAGAGGACUUGGUGUGUAUUUAGAUGUAGAUAAGUUUUCCAAAAAGAUUGAAUAUUAUAAGCGCUAUAAGGAGGACGUACAACUUUUAAAGAAGCUCGGAGUAAAUUCUUAUAGAAUGUCCAUAUCUUGGAAUAGAAUAAUGCCAAAUGGAACCUUGAAAGGAGGUAUAAACAAAGAAGGUAUCAACUUCUACAACAAUUUGAUCAAUGAGUUGCUAAAAAAUGGUAUUGAACCUUUUGUGACUAUCAUGCACUUUGACUAUCCGCUAGCUCUUCAACAAAAACUUGGCGGCUUCUUAAAUCGCUCCAUUGUGAGACAUUUCAAGGAUUUUAGUGAACUCUUAUUCAAAACAUAUGGAGAUCGGGUGAAAUAUUGGACUACAAUCAACGAGGGAGAGGUCACAGCUAUAUUUCAAUACAUGCACAAUAUUGAUAAUAUGUCUGUUGAGGCAUGUCCAACUACGGGUAAAAUAUGCACAGAAGCAUAUAUUAUACUUCAUAAUUUCCUAAUUGCCCAUGCUACAACAUCAAAUUUAUACAAAACAAAAUUUCAAGCACUUCAAGGGGGAGAAAUUGGAAUUGCUCUUUCAUCAGGAAGUUAUUAUCCCUACAGCUCUAAACCAGAGGAUGUGGCUGCUGCUAAAAGACUAAUGGAUUUCUAUUGGGGAUGGGUUUUAAAGCCAAUUUUCCAUGGAGAUUAUCCAAAAAUAAUGAGAAAGCUAGUGGGGAAUAGGCUACCCAAAUUUACAAAAAAAGAUAAACAAAUGUUAAAAGGAAGCACAGACUUUAUUGGGCUCAAUUAUUAUACUUCUCACUUUGCUAGACAUGAAUCAAAUAAAACCAAGGUUUUUGGUGACAAUUUUGAUGCCUUAGCUAUGUCAGAAGUUUAUAACGUGGAAGGAAAAACUCUUGGCUACAUGGAUCAAUACGGUUUGAACUUUGUCUAUCCUGAAGGAUUAUAUGACUUCUUACUCUAUAUUAAGAAAAAGUACCAAAACCCCAAAAUCUACAUCACUGAAAAUGGUAUUGCUUCUUUCAAAACACCAAAUCCAUUGAAGGAUGAACAUCGAGUUGCUUACAUUGCUGCACAUAUUAACGCGACCAAAGCAGCCAUUGAUGCUGGUGUAAAUGUUUGUGGUUACUUUUCCUGGGCAGCUUUUGAUACAUUUGAAUUUCAAGCGGGCUAUUCUAGAAAUUGGGGGCUUUAUCAUGUCGAUUUUAAUGAUAGUCUCAAGCGUAUACCAACUGACUCAGCUAAUUGGUAUAGGAAAUAUUUGACAGAUGAUUUGAUUGGACUAAACUAA
Molecule: messenger RNA, 2877 nt
Organism: Vicia villosa (hairy vetch)
Lineage: Eukaryota; Viridiplantae; Streptophyta; Magnoliopsida; Fabales; Fabaceae
Exons: 5
Coding region: 1-2877 (958 amino acids)
Biological process (GO): carbohydrate metabolic process
Molecular function (GO): zinc ion binding; beta-glucosidase activity
Source: RefSeq, a predicted model, not a curated record